CCAAGCAAAAUAUGGCAGACGGGCAGUGAAGGCAUGAAGAAGCAGUGGAAGAAGCAGGUGCAGACAUGGACAGAUUUGAAUCCGGGAUGGGAGUAUGGCUUCCUCAGCGACGAUGGAAGCUCCCAAUAUGUGGAUGAGCACUUCAGCGAACACACCACCAUUCACAAUUUCUGGCGGGAGCUCAACGUCACCAUUUUACGAGCGGAUCUGAUCCGAUACCUUGCCAUGCUUGCGGAUGGAGGUGUUUACAGCGACAUGGACACAAGUUGUCUCCAACCGAUCAGUGACUGGAUUCCGCCCGACUUUUCCGAAGCAGACAUCGGCGUUGUCGCAGGAAUUGAGUACGAUGAUGACACGUAUCCCAUGUUUGCUCGACCCAUCAGUAUCUGCCAGUGGACGUUGAUGGCAAGACCUGGACAUGCUGUUUUUGAGAAGGUCGUUGCGAGAGUAAUCUAUCACCUGGAGUACCUGGCCCGGAUCAAGCAUGUCCAGCUGAGCGAGCUGACGUUGAACAAGAAAGAGGUCUUGGACGCUACAGGCCCUGGCGCCUUCACCGAUAGUAUCAUGGAGGUGAUCAGCGAGUAUGAACAGAGAAAAGUUUCGUGGAAAGAGCUGUCGCAGUUGAAGCAAGCCAGGCUGUUUGGCGACGUGCUGAUUCUCCCGAUCAAUGCCUUUGCAGGAAAUCAGAAGCACAGUCAUAGUGGCAAGCCAGAGUUCGGACCAAAGCUGGUAACGCACCACUUUGGACGGUCUUGG
Molecule: messenger RNA, 756 nt
Organism: Pseudocercospora fijiensis CIRAD86
Lineage: Eukaryota; Fungi; Ascomycota; Dothideomycetes; Mycosphaerellales; Mycosphaerellaceae
Product: glycosyltransferase family 32 protein
Exons: 1
Biological process (GO): protein N-linked glycosylation
Cellular component (GO): mannan polymerase complex
Molecular function (GO): alpha-1,6-mannosyltransferase activity
Source: RefSeq, a predicted model, not a curated record